This is a messenger RNA of Lemur catta (Ring-tailed lemur), 908 nucleotides long. RefSeq names its product thioesterase superfamily member 4 (gene THEM4). The coding region runs from base 42 to 746 and encodes 234 amino acids. The transcript is spliced from 6 exons. Lineage: Eukaryota; Metazoa; Chordata; Mammalia; Primates; Lemuridae. The record is from RefSeq and is a predicted model, not a curated record.
GACCGCCGGAGUUCGCCGACCGCAGCCCGCGCGCCGGCGCCAUGCUGAGGAGCUGCGCCAAGCGCUUGCGCGCGCUGGGGUCCCUGCGCGGCCCGCUGCCCUGCGAGCCACGACCGGCGCUGAGGUCAUUUUCAUCUAAGAAAGUCGUUUAUAAGGACUUUUCUAUCCCCAACCCCAGCUGGAGCAAGGACAUAAGACUCCUCUUUGACGAGUUCAUGAAGAAAUGUGAAGACGGCUCCUGGAAACGUUUCCCUUCAUGUAAAUAUGGAUCUAUUCAAAGGACUCAAGACUUCAAAACAUUUCAUCUUGACCGAGAACUUACAAAAGAAGAUCUAAGAACACAGACCCGUCUCUUCACCAGUAGCUUUGAGGAAGGCUUGGGCUUUGAACAUGUGAUAUUCUGUAAUGAUGUUGAGAAACGGACAGUUUGUUUGUUUCAAGGAGGUCCUUACCUGGAAGGAAUGCCUGGAUUCCUUCAUGGAGGUGCCAUUGCAACCAUAAUUGAUACUACUCUCGGUGUGUCUGCAGCAAUAGCUGGGGGAACUGUCAUGACUGCAAAUCUCAACAUCAAUUUUAAAAGACCCAUCCCUCUUUGUUCUGUUGUUGUGAUAAAUACCCAACUUGAUAAAGUUGAAGGAAGGAAAUUUUUUGUUUCUGGUAAUGUUCAAAGUGCUGAUGAGAAGACCCUAUACUCAGAGGCAACAAGCUUAUUUAUAAAGCUGGAUCCUGAUAAAAGUCUGACAUAAAAGAGCUGCUGGUGAAUGCCACACCAUUCUGCAUAAGGCUGUCCCCCUCUGGAAGAAGCAGUUGUCUCCACUCCUACUCUGCUCACCCACUGCUGAAUCCCCCAUGGGUAGAAGCCUGCUGACCUUCCUAAGCAGUCUUCUGAAUACAAUUCUAGGAACUCA